GCUCACAGCAGGCAUAUUUUGGGGGAGGUGUGGGAUGGACGGUUGCAGGCUUAUUGGUGCCAAAACGGCUGAGGCAUCCCGCAGUGAUGUAAUAGAGCCCCGACUAGGACGCGGAUCCUGGCUCUGCAACGCUUUGGCGAUAAUGCGAUCGGCAACUCUUAUUCCAAGAACGGCGAGUCGCACAUGGCGGCUCGGCUCUAUAUUGCGCCUUUUCUCUGCAACCGCCAUCUUCACGAUAUCCGUCCCCUCCAGCGCUCGGUGUGAGCCUUGCUUAAAUAGCAUAGUGCCCUAGUCGUACCCAGAAAUAGCUCCAUGCAGAAUAUUCAGCCUGCUAUUUCUCUUUCCAAU
Messenger RNA from Linderina pennispora, 348 nucleotides. RefSeq lists its product as uncharacterized. The annotation marks the transcript as partial. The transcript has a single exon. The record is from RefSeq and is a predicted model, not a curated record. NCBI's taxonomy places the organism in Eukaryota, Fungi, Kickxellomycota, Kickxellomycetes, Kickxellales, Kickxellaceae.